UUCAUAUUAAGUACUAUUAACUGCCACAAGUUUCAUUGUCUCCAGUUAUACAUUGUAAUCAAAAUGAAAGCUCUCCAAAUCCUCAUGCUGAUGGCUGCAAUGAUAGCUUUGGCAUCAUCAGCAGCGGCUGGUGAAGACUUCGGAGACAUCGAGAACAUAGAUUUUGAAAAGGUAAUGAACAAUGAAGCCUCCUGGAGGACCAUCUACGAGUGUCUUAUGGAUAAAGCUCCUUGUGGUGAUUUUCAGAAGUUGAGAGCUACAUUCCCGCAAAUAGUGGAAACAAAAUGCGAGCAGUGCACGCCUAAACAAAAGGAGAAGUUGGAACAAAUCGUUCAAAUUGCCGCCGUGAAGUAUCCCAAGGAGUUUCAAGAAAUCACUGACAGAUACAAACCCAAAAGCGUUUCUACGAAACCGUCUGAUCACUUUGAGCUUCGUAAUAAAAUUGUAAGUAUAGGAGCUGGUGGCUUUGAGUGAAAUGAGGGAAGGCUGGUAUAACGCUGAUUUAUUGAGAAUAAUAUGAGUAUACAUAUUGUACGCAUACAUCUACACUACACCUUCCUUGGAGGGAAAAAAAUAAAAUAAACAUGGUUGUCUUAUUUUAUUUCUACUCUCCGAUAUUUUCCUCUUAACUAAACGUAUAAACCUAUAAGAAUAUUAAAAUAGUAAAAAUAUAAACCUAUUUGAAAUUACAUAGUUAUCAUAAGAUUGUACAUAGUAAAAUAUAAGAAAUGGCUCAUUAUUACACAAUGACU
Hyposmocoma kahamanoa is the source of this 752-nucleotide messenger RNA. RefSeq lists its product as uncharacterized. Lineage: Eukaryota; Metazoa; Arthropoda; Insecta; Lepidoptera; Cosmopterigidae. Bases 64 to 474 code for a protein of 136 amino acids. The record is from RefSeq and is a predicted model, not a curated record. The transcript has 4 exons.